CUUCACUCUUCUCUUCUCUGCGUCCUCUAGUUCGCCGACGUUCAGAACCUAGUUAUUGAAGCCAAUUGAACCAGACAGCUCCUUGGCGAGGAAGACCUCUAAGUGAAAACACAUUAUAGUAACUGUGUUGAGGUUCGAAUGGCAAUUGACGGUAGUUUUUGUCUUGAAUCUGAGCUAGAGAGGUUUCUUUCUCGCUGUCCCGAGCUUGCUUCUAUUUGCCAAUUCGAGUACCUAUUAAAGAAGGGACAGGAGGUAAUAGAAGAAGAGGUGGUGAAUGCUGUAGCAGAGCUGUUUCUGCACCCAAAAUAUACAAUCCCUUUAAUUGGAUGUUUUCGGCCAAUAGCACAGAAUAUUGUAGGCAGGGCUGUCAGUUUGCUUCGUUUAGUGCCCAGCUUGAGUUCUGAUUCUGAUGAUUCCAUGAUGGAAUUUGACGAAGAUGAAUUUCUUAGAGUAACUGAAAGGUUGGAUGAUGUGGAAGUUGUACAUGUUAUUGAUGUUUAUGUUAGAAAUGGAAGGGGCUUGAAUCUUCACGAGCUUGCCUGUCUGGCCUUUUGUCGAGCCCUUGAUUUGGUGCCUUCUUUAUUGGGGUCUGUGUUAAGUUAUUUCAAAUUUGCUCCUCCUCCUUUUAAAAGGAUUACGCUUCGAGAAUCAGUGUCUGAGCCAUUAAUUACGGUUCGAACACCUGUACUAAAAGCUGUACAAGCAUCGUAUCGCCUCCUUUUAGCAGAGCCUGAAGUGUUCAGGACGCUGUGGGAUUGGUCCGGUUUCCUGGACCUUUUACAGCUAUAUGCAGAUCUCGACCCAUGCAAUAAUGCUGAAUUCUUGAAGGAUGCCUUGGACAUAAGAUGGUGUGGGAUACAGAUCCUAUCAGAUGUAUCCUUGGAGAAGGCUGGCUGGUAUCUUGAACCAUUUGAAGAAAAAAACUUACUUUCUGUCGGUGAAAACAUCAAGUUGAGUCAAGGUCAUUCUCUGCAGUCUUUUGGCCUUAGUUCUCGACCUGUUUCUUCUUCAAAGUUUCAUGAGAUUUCAUUAAAGUGGAGCAGCAGGCAGACUUCAUGGGAUAUAACCUUACCUGGAAACCCUUUUGUCUUGACAUCUGCUGUGAAGAAAAGUUUUGAGAUGGUCCUGUUGGCAGUAAGUCAGAGGUGGCCAGUUCUUCUGUAUGGUCCCCCUGGUGACGGGAAAACUGCACUUAUUAGAAAGUUGGCUCAGGACUAUCGGAGCCAAGUUCUCUCUAUUCACAUGGAUGAGCAAAUUGAUGGCAGAAUGUUAAUUGGGAGUUAUGUAUGCACAGAGCAACCUGGUGAAUUUAGAUGGCAACCUGGUUCUCUCACUCAGGCCAUUUUGAAUGGGUUUUGGGUUGUCUUUGAGGAUAUUGACAAAGCACCAUCUGAUGUACAAUCCAUCUUGUUGCCUUUACUGGAAGGGGCAAGUUCAUUCUUAACUGGUCAUGGGGAGGCAAUAAGGGUGGCUGAUGGGUUUCGAUUGUUUUCCACUGUAUCAAGUUCAAAGCUAGAUAUAUCUCGUGCUAAGGAAGGCAGGGACAUACUUGGUGCUCUAUGGAGGAGAGUAAUGGUUGGGCCCCCAAGUAAUCAAGACUUGCUAAGUAUUGUGAAAGCAUGGUAUCCAGAUUUAGAGCCUCUUGCUGGAAAACUCGUAGAAACCUUUGGGAGGUUUGACCAGCUGGCUGGAUUUCGCUUUGGAACUUCUGCUUCUUCCAGCUCUCACAGCCGGUUCUCGUUAAGGGAUCUCCUGAAAUGGUGCAACAGAAUUGCAGGUUUAGGUAUUUGCUUUGGUGGGGGUGCUCUGUCAGCUUAUGAGUGUAACAGUAUCUAUCAAGAGGCUGUUGAUAUUUUUGCAGCUUUCUUGAGUUCACCUGGUCAUCGAUUGAGUGUCAUGAAGGAGAUUGCAAAGAUGUGGUCAGCACCAAUUUCAGCUGCCGAGACCCUUUAUCCUGUUAAUAGACCUGUUAUUCAGGAGUUGCGUCCUGAGAUACGUAUCGGAAGGAUUACCUUGCAACGCACUCGAACAGUAUCUGCUCAUGAAAUGAAACCGUUUGUUGAGAUUCACAGUUCACUGCAUAUUCUUGAGAGAAUAGCCUGCUCUGUUAAAUGCAAUGAGCCUGUUCUCUUGGUUGGUGAAACCGGUACUGGCAAGACUACUCUUGUACAGAAUCUUGCCAUGAGGCUUGGUCAGAAGCUUACAGUUUUGAACUUGAGUCAGCAAAGUGAUGUUGCUGAUCUACUAGGUGGAUUUAAACCUAUGAAUGCCCAAUUGGUAUGCAUUCCUCUUUACAAGGAGUUUGAGAAUCUUUUCACCAGUACAUUUUCUUCGAAGGAUAAUGAGGAAUUCCUUGCUCGCCUGAAGAAAUUUCUCAGUGAUAAGAACUGGAAGCUAUUAUUUGGCGGUUUUCAGAAGGGUGUCCGGAAGGUAAUGGAAAUAGGAAGAUCUGGGACCAGUACAAAGCGGAAAAGGCCUUUAGGUGAAGAAUUACUAAAGGCUUGGGAGAAAUUUUCCCUGAAACUUGAAACAGCUCGUGCUCAAAUUAGUGCCUCAGCUGGAAUGAUAUUUUCAUUUGUAGAAGGUGCUUUUGUUACUGCACUUAGAAAUGGUGAGUGGAUAUUGCUGGAUGAAGUGAAUUUGGCUCCUCCAGAGACCUUGCAGAGAGUUACUGGUGUUCUUGAAGGAGGGAAUGGGUCGCUUUGUUUAGCUGAAAGAGGGGAUGUUGAUUACAUACAACGGCAUCCCAACUUCCGUAUAUUUGCCUGUAUGAAUCCACCGACUGAUGCUGGUAAGAGAGACUUGUCCUUCUCAUUACGGAGCAGGUUUACGGAAUAUUUUGUUGAUGAUGUGUUGGAUGAUGAAGAUCUAAUUCUAUUUAUUAAUCAGUUUAUGGAUGAUAACCAUUUAAACAAUGAACUAGUAAAAAAGAUUGUCCAUUUUUACAAAGAGGCCAAAAAGGAAUCUGAAGAGAGGCUGCAGGAUGGGGCGAAUCAGAAACCCCAGUACAGUUUAAGGUCUCUUUACCGUGCCCUAGAGUAUACAAAGAAGGCAAGGAGAACCUUUGGAUUUCAAAAAGCCCUUUAUGAUGGAUUCUGUAUGUUUUUUCUUACCUUGUUAGAUGAACCUAGUGCGAAAUUGAUGAACCAAUUGAUUUUGUCAUGUUUGGUGGGAGGAACGGUACCCCCGCAGGUCCCUUUUGAUCGUUACUUGACAAUUUGUGGAAAUUCCAGGGCUGAUAAUUUCUUGGUGAACUAUGUUCUAACUAAGAGUGUUAAGGAACAUCUUAGGAACCUAGCACGUGCCAUAUUUGUUGGAAGAUAUCCGAUUCUGUUGCAGGGGCCCACCUCUAGUGGGAAGACUAGCCUUGUUCAGUAUCUUGCUGCAAUAACAGGUCAUGAAUUUGUACGGAUCAAUAACCAUGAGCAUACUGAUCUGCAGGAGUACCUAGGUUCUUACAUCACGGAUUCUAGUGGGAAGCUAGUGUUCCAUGAAGGUGUACUGGUUAAGGCUGUCAGGAAUGGGCAUUGGGUAGUUUUAGAUGAGCUUAACCUGGCCCCAUCUGAUGUGCUGGAAGCAUUGAACAGGUUGCUUGAUGACAACAGGGAACUUUAUGUACCUGAACUCGCUGAAGUUAUUUGUGCCCAUCCAGAUUUUAUGCUGUUUGCCACUCAAAAUCCACCCACUUUCUAUGGUGGGCGUAAAAUGCUUUCUCGAGCAUUUCGCAAUCGAUUUGUGGAGAUCCAUGUUGAUGAAAUCCCACAAGAUGAGUUGAGCAUAAUAUUGGAGAAUAGGUGCAAAGUCCCUCAAAGCUAUGCUAACAAAAUGGUAGAAGUUAUGAAGGAGUUGCAAUUACAUAGGCAAAGUAGCAAAGUUUUUGCAGGAAAACAUGGGUUUAUAACCCCACGCGAUUUGUUUAGAUGGGCUGAUCGUUUCCGGACAUUUGGUAAGUCCUAUGAAGAUUUAGCUCGAGAUGGUUAUUAUUUGUUGGCAGAAAGGCUACGUGAUGAUGGAGAGAAAAGAGUUGUUCAAGAAGUUUUAGAGAGACAGCUGCGAGUUAAGCUUUCUGAGGAAGACAUGUACAAGCAGGAACCAGCAGGGGGGGACUGGGUUCCGAAUGUGUGCAAAUAUUCGGGAAUUUCAGAGAACAUUGGGAAAGUUAUCUGGACUAGAAGUAUGUGGAGGUUGUACUUUCUUGUUGAACGUUGCUACAAGCUGCGUGAGCCUGUCCUCCUCGUCGGCGAAACUGGUGGAGGGAAGACGACUGGUUUCUAUCCUGUACGAGAGAGAUCAAGAAUAACUACUGAGUUUAAACACCUAUGUGAGCAAUUGAUGCAGUCAAAGGCUUUUAUCCACUUUCCUGGUGCCCCUAAUCUCUCUUCAGACAUUAGUCAAGCUUGUCUCAUUCUAAAUCAAUUGUCUGUGAUAAUAAACAACUACAGAAAGGGUCUUGUCUCCCAUCCUGAUGUCACCUUACAAGAACUCGAUUCCAUCGAGAAAAUGAAUUUUGACCUAGUUCAGCUGCAUCAGAAGUGGCAGAGCAUUUUUAUGUGGCAAGAUGGAUCUCUUGUGCAAGCAAUGAAGGAUGGUGAUCUGUUUCUUGUGGAUGAAAUUUCAUUGGCUGAUGAUAGUGUGCUUGAAAGAUUGAACAGUGUCUUGGAGCCGGAGAGGAAACUGUUUUUGGCUGAGAAAGGUGGGUCUGAUCUUGAGAGAUUAACUGCCCAUCCCAACUUUUUUCUUCUUGCAACAAUGAAUCCUGGUGGUGAUUAUGGCAAGAAGGAACUAUCUCCAGCCCUUCGCAAUCGGUUUACCGAGAUAUGGGUACCCCCUGUUUGUCAACUAAAUGAGCUUAAAAGUAUUGCUUUCGAGAGAUUAUCAAACCCAGAACUCUCCUGCAUUGUGGAUCCUAUGCUAAAAUUUUGGGAGUGGUUCAACCAGUUACAAACAGGAAGAAUGCUUACCGUGAGAGAUCUUUUGUCUUGGGUGGCAUUUAUUAAUGUGGCCCACAGAAGUUUACAACCUGAAUUUGCAUUCUUACAUGGGGCAUUCCUCAUUUUGCUUGAUGGACUAAGUUUAGGUACGGGUGUCUCAAAAAGUGAUGCCACGGAGUUGAGGGGCAACUGUCUCUCUUUUCUUCUGGAACAACUAAAGGAGUGCAACUCUAGUUUGGAUGACUCAGACCUUUCCAAAAUGGAAAAUUAUGGUUGGGCUGAUUUUGGAAGGGCUGCAGUUAUUGCAUCCAGUGAUAGCAUGCAAUGUGACGGGCUCUUUGGUAUUCAUCCAUUCUACAUUGAGAAAGGUACGGUUUAUUAG
This is a messenger RNA of Ilex paraguariensis (yerba mate), 5313 nucleotides long. Lineage: Eukaryota; Viridiplantae; Streptophyta; Magnoliopsida; Aquifoliales; Aquifoliaceae. The record is from the annotation of a GenBank genome assembly.